GACUUGAUUGUCAAUUACGUCCUCGCCACCUUCGACAAGUCCUGUUAUACUAGAGUUUUGUAUGCAGUCUUCUUUUCGUUGUUGUGCUUCAAAUUGUUAGCACCUCACGACAUGAGUGGCAGCGAGGAUGAAGACAUGGCGGCGGGCGGCGUCACUCUAGCUGGCAAACGGCGGCGCAAUGAAGAGGAGGAGGGUGUGUUGGUUGCAUCCUCUGUGAACCAUCCGUAGAAUUGCGUGGCUAACUGCUAGAGACUGGAUGGCUAACAGAGCUGGGAUCCCAGCAGAGCAUUCUCAAGUGGAUGCGCCACGUACCGGGGCCACUGCAGGAUGUCAUGAAGAAGCGCGCGGACCAGUGCGUGCUGUACUGACAGCUAUUGCAAUAACUGGAGCUACGUAUUGACGGUCGAUGGCAGGAUGGACAGCUCACAGGGAGACCACAGUCGCAUUGCCAGCGCCAACUCGGAUCGGUACUCGGUUACGAUCGCAACGGUGUUCGACCAAGGCCCGUGGGUGGACAUGUGCCAGUAUCUGGGCAUGCCCGCUGUAUCAGGGACACUCUACGGCAGCAUCAGGAUUGGCAGUUUGAAGUGCACAGUUGGGAAAAUCGUGGAGAGUGAUGAAGCACUUACAAAGAUUCCUCAGCUCUUAGUGCUGAUCAAGUCUGUGCGCUAUGUUGAAGAAGAGAUCGUGGCUGUUCUCCAUGAUCCGACUGGAGAAGAAGUGGAGGGUUAUUUCCAUCGGGAACUUGUUGAGCAACUAGGGCCAGCGCUCGUUGCUGGUGUGGGUGUUCAGUUGUACAAGGUGUCAGUAUUUACUCCCACUGACGCACCAGUGACAGGUAGACGAAAGAGCUACCUUAACAUCACACCGCGAAAUGUCCGACGAGUGUUUGUUGCGAAGAAACAUUCAAAUAGUUCGACCAUCGAGGAUCCGGUUGAGAUAUUUAACAAAGCAAAAGAAAUCGAGUCCCAGCAGGAAAGUGACAACGACGAUUAUGACGACAACCAAGCAUCCAGAAGCGAACAGGCAGCACGGCAAUUACUGCAGCACAGCACGGUCCGUGACACCUCGGCGGAGUUGACGUUCCUCUCACAGCGACAAGUGAUUCAUCGAAAUCCACCCGUACGAAUAGAUCCUGCGGCGGCGACCACUACUACGAAAAAGAAGAGCAAACGAGGGAAAGGUGCCGCGUCAACUAACAACCAAGACCAAGAAAAUGGGCUGGGCAAAUGGCAGUGGAGCAAAUUGCUCAAAAAGACGACCAACGACGAGUCAUCCGCGGAUUUGAGCCGUUCACAAGAGCGUAGGGAGGUUUUGGAUGCUAGCUCGCGUCUUGUUAGCUUGAUUACGAAGCAGAAUGCGAAGAACAGGUACGUUGGCUGCAACAAAUAUUUCUCCGAGUGUAAAGGGUGAAAUAAUGUGCGUUCUAUCUCUUUCCUACGUAGGACGUCCACAUCAUCGACACCAGAAGGAAAAUCAAAUAGUGAAGAAUCACCAGCAUCCCCAAAGCCGAAGAAAGCAGUUAGUGUUCGAUUCGCGCCGGGAACGGUGUUCGACCCACCAUCAAUGCCUCGCCACUCCGACAAUUUUGACGUGGCAGAGCUAACACAGAGAAGCCCUUCGUCACAACCUUCGGAUUCCCAACCAAACUCGGCCGAUCAACCAUUAGAUGGAGAAAUUAAAGUCAACAACUCGGAUGACGACGAUGAAGAUGAUGACUGGUAAAUACUGUCGCGAAGACAACAUUACUUCUCAAGACUCAAGAUUUACUCAAAUGAUAUCGUGUGUAUAUUGGGAGCUACUGCACGUUGCUGUUGCUCCCACAUACAUUUACAUGCCACGUUGCCUUUUUUUCACUUCAACUUAGCCCUAUUUUAUGUUUGCCACACAC
Phytophthora nicotianae INRA-310 is the source of this 1891-nucleotide messenger RNA. RefSeq lists its product as hypothetical. The transcript has 4 exons. The record is from RefSeq and is a predicted model, not a curated record. Bases 415 to 1413 code for a protein of 332 amino acids. Lineage: Eukaryota; Oomycota; Peronosporomycetes; Peronosporales; Peronosporaceae. Gene Ontology annotation, biological process: recombinational repair.